This is a messenger RNA of Chara braunii, 2831 nucleotides long. NCBI's taxonomy places the organism in Eukaryota, Viridiplantae, Streptophyta, Charophyceae, Charales, Characeae. The record is from the annotation of a GenBank genome assembly.
UUGUGCGGAGAGAGAGAAAGCCGAAGAUAUUGACUGAUGUCGUGGAGAAUAACUUUCUACCAUCAAAGUGAAAAAUGGCUGGUAUGGAUCCACCGGAGAAAGUGGUGUAUGAUGGUAUGGAAAGGGAGCCGAAUGCGAUGGUGGAGACAUUGGAGCAUUUUUGUCCUGCGGAUCAGGCUGUCGUUUUCCUCGGGAAAGGUCAUGCGGGAUUGGUUUGGGAGUUGUUAAAGAGUCACCGUCAUUGCAUUGUGCUGGAAGGGGAGGGUAUGAAGUUCGAGUUCCUCACUCAGUUCAUUGACAAGAUGGUCAAAACUCGAGAUUACUACGCCAGCUUUANUUGCAUUGUGCUGGAAGGGGAGGGUAUGAAGUUCGAGUUCCUCACUCAGUUCAUUGACAAGAUGGUCAAAACUCGAGAUUACUACGCCAGCUUUACUAAGCCGCCUCCUCGACAUGAUGAAGCGCGUAAUCUUGUCUACAAGGUUGGCCAAAACGUGCUCAAUAUUUGGGAGUUUCUCUUCGAAACAAAGCCGCAAGAUAGAGGGGAACGUACUUAUGUCCUCAGAAGAAGAAAARUGGAGAAGCUCUUGAGGGGUUAUCAUAAAGCACCAUCGGAGAGGGAGGUUUCAUUUCUCGACCGCUUGGAGACAAUGUACUUUGACCAACAAAUCGGGGCGUUUACAAUCGCAGGUUAUGCAACUUGUUUUGUGGAUGGUGAGGACUUUGAUGCCGACGACUCAGAAGAAGAGAGUGUUGAUGGCACUUUGCAAGCGGCUUUGGCAGCUGAGAGGCAAAGAGCUCGUAGCCCGGGUUCGCAGAGAAUGGGUGUUCCAGGCACAUCGUCCGGUUCUGGAGGAGCUUCGAGCAUGGCGGUUUCAACCGAUYAGUUACUGACUCASCCGCCGACUUCUUCUAUUGUUACACCGACUCAUAUGGCGGGCAAUACGAUGACGGUGGCAUCCGGAGGCAGUCUGGAUCCGACUGUUCUAGCAAUGCUCUCCCCAGAGUUGGUGGCAACUCUGGCACCAUUCGCACACAACCCAAGUACUAUUAUGGAAUUGCUACGCUCUCGAACUCCAAAACAACCUCCACCUGAUGAGCCUUUGGAGUACGAGAUUGGAAACACAAUCCCUGCAGACAUUCGACUGGUUACGGGGCCUAUAGUGUGCCGAGACGAUUAUACGGUGACGGAUGAUGCCACAUGGGGUCAUCACAUCAUAUGGCACCCCCAACACUUCCAACCUGCAUUGGCGAGAGGGAGAUUGCCAAGCGACUCCUGCGACUUAAUCCGGAGGUUUCUCAAUCAAGACUGGAUGAAAGAACAGAAGAAAAUUUCCAAGAGUUCAAAACAUCACAGUGGCUUGAGUAUCUGGAAGAGUUCUAUGAUAGACAAACCAGUUCGGCUUAUGGAUAUUAUUGGCAUGUCAGACAAGAUCUUGGGGAGAGGGAAAAAUCAAGCGGCGGUGGUGACCAUGGCAAGGGAUCCGGAUCGAGYGGAGGUGCGCAUGGCAAAGGAUCGCAAUUGGGGAGUAGUGCAAGUGACAAGGGUACGGAACCGAAUGACGGUGCAAGCGGCAAGGACGCAAGUCGUGGGAAACGGCAACAAACCGAAAAGUCUAAGGGGCGUCAAGCAACAGAAGGCAAGGGAUCAGCACCAAGCGGCAGUGGGCAUGGCAAACCUACAUGACCAAGCGGCGGUGGUUCAAUUGUUGAAGGGUCUCAGGGGCCUCAAGAAACAGAGCGCAAGGGAUCAGGAUCGAGUGGUGGUUCAACUAUCGAAGGGUCCCACGGUCGAGUCGAACACGACAGUGGCCUCGCAUUGGAGCGUUCCCGGCUUGACCAAGCGAAGAGUCACACGGUCGAGUCAUACCCGACAGUGGGAUCGGAAACGAUCGCUGGUGCGACUGACAAGGCUUCGGUACCAUGGGGGGGCAGUACAACUAUCGGCGGUGCUUCACCUGUCAAAGAGUCACACGGUCGUGUCGAACACGACACUCAUCCAGCAUUCGAGCGCUCGCGGCUUGACGAAGCGAAGAAAGUCACUGUCGAGUCGAACCCGACAGUGGGAUCGGGAUCAAUCGCCGGUACAAGUGGCAAGGCUWCAAGACCAAUCGACGUUGUUUCACCWGUCGMAGGGUCGAGUCGAACAUGACAGGGGUCCACUAUUGGAGCGCUCCCAGCUUGACCGAGCGGAGAAACUCGUGGUUGAGUCCAACCCGACACAUCAACGGGGAUCGAUUGCCGRUUCGAGUGUCAAAACUUCGGGACGAAAAGACGGUGUGAGUUGCGAGGGCGUGAGUACAGCUGACCAAGUUUGGGCGACUACGAUACUUGUGGGCGACAGUGUCGCGAUGGAAGUGAAUAUUAGUGGUACACUCACGGAAUUGCAGAUGCCGUCGUCGACGAUGCCAGCCGAAGUAAGCGGCACUUUCCAGGACACUUUUGAGGGCGUAAAGGAGGAASAAACUCUCCAUGUACAGGGCAUCGAAGAGGAUGAAGGACAUAUAGUACUACCUCAACAAACGCUUGAACAACCUCAAACACCACAGUCUGCUAACCUCAUGAUARCUAUCGAGGAAUCUCCUAUUGCGCCAUUGCAUAUGGAAGGUGUGACAGAAGGUCGUGUUGAAGAAAAACUGAGAGUUAGUCAUCGAGAAAUGGCCCGACUGAAAAAAAGUGUGACAGCGGGCUUUGGGCGGCAGUUCCCUGUACUUCCGUGUAGAAGUGGAGGAGCAAGCGGCGUCGAUAUCGGCAGCCCAUGAAAGCAAAAUAUUUGUGAAGAUACGUCCUUCCCGUCCACUAUGGUGCAACUCGAAUGAAGUCACGCCAAUCGC